Molecule: messenger RNA, 1409 nt
Organism: Eutrema salsugineum
Lineage: Eukaryota; Viridiplantae; Streptophyta; Magnoliopsida; Brassicales; Brassicaceae
Product: putative methyltransferase C9orf114
Exons: 11
Coding region: 6-1208 (400 amino acids)
Source: RefSeq, a predicted model, not a curated record
AAGAAAUGGGAAAGAAGAAAAAUAAGAGAAGUCAUGACGAGCCUGAGCUUGAAUCGACGCCAGAGCUAACGACAAGAAUCGACGGAGACUUUCAAAAAAAGAAGAAGAAGAAGAAGAGAAGCCAUGAGGAUCCGGAGAUGGGUCCGGAGCAAAAAGUGAGUCUCGACGGAGACGCGAAGAAGGAGAAGAAGAAAAAGAAGAAGAAGAGCCAAGAGGAGGAGCCGGAGCCGGAGCAAACGAAAAUUCAAGAGGAGGAGAAGCGAAAUGUAGAAGAAACGAAUAACGAGUGCAGACCCACUGUUAGCAUAGCCAUAGCUGGUUCCAUCAUCCACAACACUCAAUCACUCGAGCUCGCCACACGCCUCGCCGGCCAGAUUGCUCGUGCAUCCACAAUUUUCCGAAUCGACGAGAUUGUAGUGUUCGACAAUAAGAGCAGCUCAGAAAUCGACUCUGCUGUUACGAAUCCUUCUGAUAACAAUGAAAGUGGUGCCUCUUUUCUCGUUCGUAUCUUGAAGUAUCUAGAGACACCACAAUAUUUGAGGAAAUCUCUCUUCCCCAAGCAGAAUGAUCUUAGAUAUGUGGGUAUGUUGCCACCUCUUGAUGCUCCUCACCAUCUUCGUAAGCACGAGUGGGAACAAUACCGUGAAGGUGUGACGCUGAGAGAAAAGGCACCAAACUCUGAGAGUACAAUGGUUGAUGUGGGUUUAAGCAAGAGUGUCGUUGUUGAUCAAGUGCUUGGCCCAGGACUUAGAGUCACUGUAGCCAUGGGAACCAACCACGAUUUAGAUUUGGUACGCCAGAUUGUUCCGCUCUCUAAGCCAAGGGAAGAAGCAGGAAUGUAUUGGGGAUACAAAGUACGAUAUGCAUCACACUUAAGUUCAGUAUUCAAUGACUGCCCUUUUGAGCAGGGUGGUUAUGAUUAUUUGAUCGGUACCUCGGAGCACGGCCUAAAAAUUAGUUCAUCAGAGCUGAAAUUACCAACAUUUAGGCACCUAUUGAUUGCAUUUGGUGGACUCGCUGGGCUUGAAGAAAGUAUUGAAGAAGAUAAUCAGUAUAAGGGGAAAAACGUUCGAGAAGCGUUCGAUAUAUACUUGAAUACUUGUCCACAUCAAGGAAGCCGAACCAUCCGAACGGAGGAAGCGAUGUUUAUAUCACUUCAGUACUUCCAGGAACCCAUUAACAGGGCAGUGAGAAGACUCGAAGCUUGAUAAAAGAGUCAAAGAAGAAGCUACUCUUCUUCUCAUGGAUUUGAGGUCUUUUUGAAGAAGAGUGAUGUACUGUAAUUCAUGUUGAGAAAACUUCUAAAUGAUGUUUUAGAAUUUGGAUCAAGUUAUGUUCUCAACAUUACUAUCCCAAUUUCGGUGUAUCAAAUUUUGUCUCCAAUGGUAGCACAAGAAAUGUAGUCAUCU